Arthroderma uncinatum is the source of this 3438-nucleotide messenger RNA. Its product is annotated as SIT4-Associating protein ser/thr phosphatase. The record is from RefSeq and is a predicted model, not a curated record. NCBI's taxonomy places the organism in Eukaryota, Fungi, Ascomycota, Eurotiomycetes, Onygenales, Arthrodermataceae. The transcript has 4 exons. Bases 1 to 3438 code for a protein of 1145 amino acids. Gene Ontology annotation, cellular component: cytosol; nucleus. Gene Ontology annotation, molecular function: protein phosphatase regulator activity; protein phosphatase binding.
AUGUUCUGGAAAUAUGGCGGCUACGCCAAUGUGUCGCCCAUCAACUCGCUCCUUGAUAAACCCGACGUUAAGGUGGAGGACAUUCUCGACGAAUCGGACCUAAUGCAGGAGCUUAAGCAACAUAAUACAAGAUUGAUAGAGUAUUUACGUGAUGACCAUGUUUUGAGGAGAUUGUUUGAUAUCAUUAUCUCCCCAAGUCUUAUCGACGAUGACGACCACAAUGAUUAUGAUAAUAAUGAAGAGGGGAUUGAAACGAAGCCUGACGAGGACAAGAAAGAACCAGAGCCUACGGAAGAAGCUGAUGAAGGCCAAAUCCAGCUUUCGGAGUUCCCCAAAAUAUCGCCAAAGGCGAGCCGCGAGCCUAAAAACCUAGAGGAGGCGGAAAAAAAUCGGCUAAAGUACGCAUAUAUUGCCUCGGAGGUAUUGUCGUCGCCCUCAUGGUCGGUCAUUGAAGCCAUGGUGGAAAAUGAGGAUGCUCUGCGAAGCUUUUGGCAAUAUAUGUUCAGAAAAGGAGAUUUGGAUUCUGUGCAAACGAGCUACUUUGUAAAAGUCAAUGAAGUAUUGUUGGACCAGAAGACGGACGUUAUGCUUGCCUUCAUAAUGACUAUGGACAAUGUCAUUCCGAUGCUACUGCAACAUGUUGACAACCCAUUGGUUAUGGAUCUGGUCUUGAAGAUAAUCACUUUGGACAAAAUCGACGAGCAAAAUGUAACAGAGUGGCUCCAAACCCAGAACCUUAUCCCCACUUUCCUAUCAUAUAUCUCGCAUGAAUACCCACCUUCCACUCAGACAGCCGCUGGUGAUUUGCUAAAAGCCAUUGUGACGAUAUCUGCAAAUGCUGCGCAAAAUGAACAGCCAUGUAUAGGGCCCAACAGCUUGACUCGGCAAUUGGUAUCUGAGCCAUGCAUACAGACACUAAUAUCGGCCAUGAUUCAGGGCGGGAACCCUCUCACGGUUGGAGUUGGUAUCAUUAUCGAUAUUAUCCGCAAAAACAACCCUGACUAUGAUCCCGAGAUGGCAGAAAAUCGCAAUGCUACUCCGACCACCCAUGACCCAAUAUACCUCGGUACCAUGUUGAAGGCAUUCGCCAGCCAUGUUCCGCAAUUUAUGGAAUUAAUGAACAAAAAAAGUAGAUCGGAGGCUUCUCAGCUUGACACCGCAUGGGGAGAAACCAUUGAGCCGCUUGGAUUUGACAGAUUUAAGACCUGUGAGCUUAUGGCCGAAUUACUGCACUGCAGUAAUAUGUGUUUACAUAAUGAACCUGGAAGCCAUGGAGAUAUGCAGGCCCGAGACCUCGAGAGAGAACAGCUGCGAGCCGAAGGGUUCCACAACAAUCAAGAAGACGAGUCAGGCUUUGUGUAUGCAGAUGGUACAAAUGGCGCCCAGGCUUCGGCCAUGGACACCUCCUCUCCUGAAGAAUUCAGAAAACCGGAGACUGCCAACACCGGAGAAGAUGAUGCAUUCGAAGAGAUCACCUCAUCCGGCGUGCUUGUUGACAGAGUUAAGGACUCUGAGAGCGACGGCAAAUCUACUGCUGACACGUUCACAAACGUUCCAAAGCUAGGCCUUGGAGACGACUUCGUCGACGAACCACUAACGCCUCCGAAUCAAACCAGUACGCCCGACAAUGACAACUCUAAGACUGACAGUGGAAAAGCUACCGUCCCCGAGUCCGUUGCAUCUCCGACGACAUCUAACCUAACAGAAAAAGUAGAAGACAUUCAGAUUAGCAAAGAAACGGAGGAUGCGGGAAAAGAAGAAAUAACUUCUAAACCAUCUGACUCGUCGGUAACUGCUGCAGGUGCGGAACAACCUCAAAUUUCCGAUACAAGAGAAACGCCAUCGACGCUACCGACACCAGAUAGCACCCCAACACUAUCAGAGGAAGAAAAUGCACACUCAACACCUCAAAACGAGCCCACGCCCGAAGAGUCCAAUUAUGACGCCGACCCAUAUAUCCAAAGAGAACCAGACGGCAAGCCGGUUGUUGGAGAUAAUAUGAAAAUAAUGUUCCACGAGCACAAAGUUGUGCCGACGGUAUUAUCUUACUUCUUCCGCUUCCCCUGGAACAACUUCCUUCAUAAUGUGGUCUAUGACAUUGUUCAGCAGCUACUUAACGGCUCAAUGGAGCAAGGCUUUAACAGGGCUCUAGUCAUCGAUUUGUUCGAAACUGCUCAAAUAACCACGCAAAUAAUCGAGGCACAACGACGCAGCGAAGAGUCUGAGGCUAAGCAUAAAAUGAGACUUGGUAACAUGGGCCAUCUAACGCUUAUUGCCGAAGAGGUUGUGAAAUUCAGUGAACGUCACCCACGUGAAGUGUUAUCACCGCAGGUUAUGGACAAAUUAACCCACCCUGACUGGAUUGACUACGUUGAGCAUGCUCUCUCGGAUACUAGGGAACGAGAAAAUGCCAUCCUAGGCGGCGUGAAGCCCGAUAUUACGAUGAGCCAUCGACAAGCGGUUCUAAAUGCCAUCAGCGCCCCCACGGCUCUCCAAGGUCCUUCAUCAGCAUUGGCUGAUGCUGGUCUUAAUGGAGGCUUCUCCAGCGGCUUUUCGUUGAAUAAUCUCAAUUUCGACAACCAAGCAUCGGCGUCCGGCGGUGCUUUCGGCUUCAAUAGCAACCUUAGCGGAACCGGAGUGUCUCUAUUUAGCGGCUUUGGCAGCUCGAGCGAUGACGAAGAUGAGGAUAUGGAAGAUCGGCAAGAUCAUCAUGAUUCCCAGACAAUUGGGUCAGGCCUUGCAAGCAUAUUCGACAACUCAGAGACUCAGCCCAUCCCAAUUCUUCCACCUCCCCCAGCCCCUCUAAGUACUGGACCGUCGCGUGCCCGACGCCAACUUGCGGCACGACUCGCUCUCCAAAAGCAACAAGCUCUCGAGGCGGCUUCCGGCUCCGCCGCCAAUGAGCAUCCAGAGCAGGAUGGUGAGAGCUCCCAUGGCAAUGCCGAUAAUCGAAGCGUGAACAGCACUGACGAUGUUUCAUAUGCAGCCUUUCCGACAGGAGAGAAUGGUUCAAGUAAACCUGUCCACGAUUCUUCAGGAACCUUACCUGAAGGUAUAAAGCCGCAGGGUUCCUUGUUUUCUGGUUUUCAGACAGUGAGCGGAUACUCGGACAGCUCAUCCGAUGAAGACGGUAGUCUUCCCAUGGAAAGCGUCGAACGGAAAUUCCGCCUCCCCGUGGAUGCAUUCGAUGACGACGAUGAAAUGGGCGAUAUGGUUGGGCCUUCGACCUCUUACUCCGAUGAAGACGACGAGACUAUAAUACAGGAAGCACUAGGCUAUUCAACCUUUUUAGGCUCCGGUCACACCCUCGAGGACACAGGUUAUCCAGAGGAGAGAGAACUUACCCCGGAUUCUGCGAGGGAUCAGGAUAACAGUGACGGAGAGGAUGAUGGUCUCGUGGAGAUAUUAGUACCUGGAAAGAGAUCGGUGACGAAUUAA